CAUGGCGCUAAAAUGCCUGAAGCAGCGCGAGCGAGGCCGGAAGUGCGUUUCCCUGUGUGUGCACUGUGCAGGUGUUUGGGCUGUGUCGGGCUCCGUAGCUGCUGCGCAUUGUGUGUGUGUGUACAUGGACCGGGGGAGACCGACGGGUGUUGUACUUCCUAAUCUUACAGGGACCUGGCACAAUGGCACAGAGCGUGCAGAAUGUGACCAUCGCGCUCACCCUCCCCAUCACCUGCCACAUCUGCCUGGGCAAGGUACGUCAGCCUGUCAUCUGUGUCAACCACCAUGUCUUCUGUUCUGUUUGCAUUCAAUUGUGGCUGAAGAACAACAGUCAGUGCCCAGCCUGCCGGGUGCCCAUUACUCCUGAGAAUCCCUGCAAGGAUAUCAUAGGUGGAACAGGUGAAAAUGAAAUCAUAGUCAGUCAUUCAAUCCGAAAACACCUGCGUAAAACGAGACUUGAGCUUCUCCACAAGGAAUAUGAGGAUGAAAUAGAGUCCCUGGUAAAAGAGACAGAAGAACUAAAAAGAACAAAUCUUACAUUAGAACAGCGACUUAAUGAAUUGCCUGAUCCUGUCACUACUACUUCACCCUGCCGUUGUGCACACAGACAGGCAGAUGUUAGCAGCAACAUUAGUGAUAAACUACUAGUGGAGUGGAACAGAAAGCUGGAAAUGGUGAAUACUGCAAACCAGAAGGUGACAGGAGACCUAGAAAAGCUAAAACAGGAAAAUAGGAAGCUGAAAAAUGAGAAUAUUGAAUUUGUGAGAGAGAAUCUCCGACUGAAAAAUGAGGUAGACCUCCGAUCACCACAAAAAUUUGGAAGGUUUACAGUGGCUGCAUUGCAAGCUAAAGUAGACCAAUAUGAACGAGAAAUAAGCAGACUUAAAAAAGCUCUAGAGAGGAGUGAUCAGUAUAUAGAAGAAGUGGAAGCUCAGGUUGAGCAACUGAAAAGGCCUCUAGAGAAUAAGCAAAAGGACAAACCUGAUUGCCAAAAUGGUGCUUUCAUGGAAGUGAAUGUAAAUGGAGCUACAAAUGUAAAAAUGGGCACGGAAGUGAACACAGAAGAACCAUUCCUAGAUUGCAACCAUAAAACUGGAUUUAAUUUAGAUGAUGUCAACAGUAUCUGCUCCACUUCUUCAAAUGGGCACACAUUUGGUUUAAACAAAGCGCAAUCUCUCAAUGAAAAUUUAGAUUCAUCUGAAGCAAAAAACCAAAUAAGUGAUUAUUUGUCUAUGAUGAAGGAUAGUAAUGAAGAAAUUCAUUUGGAUAAAAACCGUACAAGGGACACUACAGAUAUAUUGUCUCAAGUUUUUGGUAGCCCUUCAUUAUCACAGCCUUUCAGCUCUCUUCAGUUGAAUACACCAGGCAGCAAAACAAGUUGUUCUUUUAAUCAUGGUAGUUUAAAAAAGCCUCUGACUUAUCUUAGGAAAUUAGUAUUUGAUGACUUAAGCGAAAAAAGAGAACUGGGAAAACUGAGCUCCCCGAAAAAUGAACAUUGUUUUAUCCAUGGUGAGAGCACACCAUACCUUCCUGAACCUAAGUCGACAUUUUUAAAUUUUUGCCAUGAUAAUUGUGGACCACUGAAGGAGGACACUGAAAUGCCAAGACAAAACCCAGCACCAAAUUCAGCAGAUGAAAGUUCAGUCAGCAGGCCAAACCCAAUAGACUGUGAAGAUAUUAAACGCACCAGGACCUCAAGUGAGAACUCCAUGGAUGUGGCCUUCAAUGAUAAAAUCAGUGAGCUCCAUUACAUGAUGUGUGAUUUGGAAAGCCAGAAAAGUGGUAAUCAUGGUGAUGUGUCUCAUACUUUUAAAAGUAAUUCUAAAAUCUCUAAGAAAUCUUCAGUGUCUCAUGAAGCAAAUGGUCCAUAUAGCCCAUGUUCUCCAUCCGCAAAUGGCAAUAGUGAGCAUACACAAUUCUUUAAGAGCCCGUCCCCUGGUGAAAAUGAUCUGUCUAAUACAAAUACUGUCUCCAGUAUAUCAUCAUCAUCACAACCUGAAUGUGAAAUUCUGUUUGAGCCAUCUUCUUCUAAUAUGGUCCUGCCAGGACAUUCAACAGAAUUGGCUUUUCCUCCCUCUUGUAUCGCUCAAAACUACAAUAAUAGCCCUCCAGCAAAACGAAAGAUGCUUAACCCAUGUAGUGACAGCCCUUCAAAAUCAUUAAAACACUGAGAUCCUUAACCACCUAAAGACGCCAAUUGGCUUUGUACAGGCCAAGGAAAUCUGUGGUAAUAUGAUAGUUUAAUAAAUACAAGUUAUUGUAUUUAUAUAGUGCAA
Molecule: messenger RNA, 2276 nt
Organism: Pseudophryne corroboree (corroboree frog)
Lineage: Eukaryota; Metazoa; Chordata; Amphibia; Anura; Myobatrachidae
Gene: OBI1
Product: ORC ubiquitin ligase 1
Exons: 6
Coding region: 183-2171 (662 amino acids)
Biological process (GO): protein monoubiquitination; regulation of DNA replication
Molecular function (GO): ubiquitin-protein transferase activity
Source: RefSeq, a predicted model, not a curated record